AUGAAUAAGCCCGAGAAGUUCUACACUAAGGACUAUAUGUCACGGCCUGGCAUGUCCUUUGCAAUUGACAUUGAAGACCCAGUCGAGAGAAUCCAGGAAUUCAUGGAGCAGUACAAGAGAGAGUCAGUCGCGCAGGGCUUUGAAGAGUCUCUCAUGACCAAAGAUCUUGCCGUCGUCGGCGCCACCGGGCCACCACAUGUCACGGCUGUCUUCGAGAUGGAAAUGACGCCCAAGUACGGAAGUCGAAUGGGCAAUGCUCAAGGAGCCGCCAUUUCGCUCAUCCACGACAUGUGCACGACAAUGGCCAUGGCGCCUCUGGCGAGGGAGGACUUCUGGCACUUUGGCGGAGUGUCCAGGGUGCUGAGCGUUACGUAUCUGCGACCCACCAAGACCGGCACGCGCGUGGUUGUCGAAUGCGAAGUUCUGCAGGUAGGCAAGAGAUUCGCUACGAUACGAGGGACGAUGAAAGACAAAGCCACCGGUGACUUGCUCUCUGUCUGCGAGCACAACAAAGCCAGUAUCAUCUUCCGGGAAAAGUCCACCCUUUGA
Molecule: messenger RNA, 549 nt
Organism: Cladophialophora yegresii CBS 114405
Lineage: Eukaryota; Fungi; Ascomycota; Eurotiomycetes; Chaetothyriales; Herpotrichiellaceae
Exons: 3
Coding region: 1-549 (182 amino acids)
Molecular function (GO): fatty acyl-CoA hydrolase activity
Source: RefSeq, a predicted model, not a curated record